This is a messenger RNA of Salmo salar (Atlantic salmon), 2540 nucleotides long. Its product is annotated as leukotriene B4 receptor 1. The record is from RefSeq and is a predicted model, not a curated record. NCBI's taxonomy places the organism in Eukaryota, Metazoa, Chordata, Actinopteri, Salmoniformes, Salmonidae. Gene Ontology annotation, biological process: phospholipase C-activating G protein-coupled receptor signaling pathway; complement receptor mediated signaling pathway; positive regulation of cytosolic calcium ion concentration. Gene Ontology annotation, cellular component: plasma membrane. Gene Ontology annotation, molecular function: complement receptor activity; leukotriene receptor activity.
CACCCCCUUCCUUUUACUCUGCUACAGCACGCUACUGCAAGCAUGACAGAUCAGUGAAAAUACAGAGUUAGAGAGAGAGGAAGAGGGAUAGAGAAGAGAGAACACGUGGAGAGAAAGAGGAGUACUGAGAAAAGUAGGAAGAAUAUAUACACCAUCAAGACUAGAAGAAAUGAAAUAAAGGAAGUCUGUCCCUGCCUCUUCUCCAUCUCUUUCUCUACCCCAGGAUUAGGACUAUUUGAUCACCGCCAUGGCCCACAACCAAACCAUCCCCCAAAUCAUCCCUCCAUCCAUCACAUCCCUCACAAAACCCUCCUUGUCCCUUUCUCCGUUCUUCUCCACUACGCCCCCCUCCCUGUUCCUUUCCGCCUCCAUCCACGUCCGUAACACCACUAUGUCUGUUUUCGCGGCAAACCAAAGCAUUGUGGGUAAUACCACCUCCACAACAGUAGGGGCGCUCAUCCUAGGUCUGGUGUUUCUCCUUGGCGUCCCUGGCAACCUCUUCAUCAUCUGGAGUAUCCUGGCACGGGCCCGCCGCCGCUCCGUCACCACCCUCCUCAUCCUCAAUCUGGCAGUGGCCGACGGCUCGCUCAUAGCGCUCACGCCAUUCUUCAUCGUGUACCUUGUGAAGAAGACAUGGAUUUUUGGCGAUAUCAUGUGCAAGAUACUCUUCUACCUGUGCCUGGCCAACAUGUACGCCUCCAUCCAGCUGAUCAUGCUGAUGAGCCUGCAUAGGCUGGUGGCUGUGGUGUGGCCUCGGCGCGUUGCUGCCCUCGCUGGCCGGAAGGCAGUACUGCGGUGGGUGCUGGUACUGUGGAUCCUGGUGCUGGUCGCAUCCAUCCCCGCGUUGCUGUUCAGGCACCAACUGACGGCCACGUACCCCAACAGGAGGAGCCGUAUGGUGUGUGAGUCAUUUCACAAGCAGCAGAGUCAAGUGGUGCUCCAGUACACGUUGGAGACGGUGCUGGGAUUUGUAGUUCCUUACGGGUUGAUUGUAGGCAGCUACAUCUGCAUCCUGCGGAGGAUCAGACAAACCAGGUUCAGGAGGAGGAUCCACAGUGAGAAACUCAUCCUAACCAUCGUGGUCACCUUUGGAAUCUUCUGGCUGCCCUACCAUGUCAUCAACAUUGUGCAGGUUGCCGCAGCACUUUCUCCUCAAGAUUCAGCUAUAAAAGCAAGACUGGACCUUAUCUGGCAGUCCUGCCGUGCGGUCACAUCGGCCCUGGCAUUCAUCAGCAGCUGUGCCAACCCGGUCCUGUACACCUUCGCCGGCAAGUCCUAUAUCCGGCGGGAAGGCUUUGCCUUCAUGGCCCGUCUGUUCGAGGGCACUGCACUGGACUCUGGGACCAGGAAGAACCGACAGAACAGCCAGAACAGCCGAGAGAGAGACAGGGAUGUAGAGGGGUUCGGGCUGAAAGAAAAGGAAGGAGAGCUAGAAUCCACGACCAGCGCAAAUGUUGUGAGCCCCAUCUGUGUGAAACCUGUGAAAAAUGGCAAAUAGUGACACUCUGGGCUGGUAGUUGGACGCUAUGGUGGCGGAAGCUAUUUUGAUGGGAAAACACUUCCUAAGACUGGUUUCCUGCAAUUCGCCCUCGGCAGCCACUAGAUGUAAGUACAAGUCAUGUUUCCUAAUGGGUCAUGACUGACUUACUGACUGAACCAUAUCUCUGUUUUUAGAGGUGGUGCUUCAAGCUCAGCAGGUGAGGGGGGUGAACUUUAUAAAUGAUCUUACCGGUAUGUCUUGUCUGUCUGACUGACUGUCUCUUUUUCUAUAUUUGUGUGUGUGUGUGUGUGUGUGUGUGUGUGUGUGUGUGUGUGUGUGUGUGUGUGUGUGUGUGUGUGUGUGUGUGUGUGUGUGUGUGUGUGUGUGUGUGUGUGGUAUACUGCUGUAAGUACAGUAAAAAGAGCACUGUGUUAUUUUCAUACUUUUUUUGCUUCAUAUAUUUUCUCAAAAGCAUUAAGACAUGUUGCCAUGUUGGGCCAGAGCAAGAAAAUAAAACACAAUUUUCUCAGAUUAGAUUGGGCUGCCAUCCAUUGAUUAGGAAACUCUUAAAGGGAGAAGAAGACAACUCACAGAAGAGUCAUGACUGGCUGGCAGGCAAUAGCAUGCAGGUCCUUCACAGUCUCUCCAGUCAUUUCUUUACCUUCAGGUCAUUCUUUUCCUUCUUUCUCCUCCCCCUCUCUUUUUCCUGGAACCGUUCUCCCCUUUUUUACCUCUUCAUCCAGCUCCCCAACUCCUUCGUUCUCCUCUUUCUCUCUCCCGCUCCCAUCAUGCUGGUCUCCUGCUGGGCGUGUCCAUGCUGGAGGCUGUCAACCUCCAGCAGCUGUGCCCCCCCCUUUGAGCCUGCCAUGGCGUAGAGCAGAGGGUUGACAGCACUGCUGAGAUAAGCUAAAGCUGUGGCCACUGCUCUGGCCCUCAGACAGAACCCCUUGCAACCCUGGGAAUGAUCCGGAGAGACCGGUCCCCACUUGAAACAAGGAAAUCAUGUCUCAUUUUUACCUUGAAUAAUGACAAUAAAACAUUUGUGGGAACUUUGAGGAAA